Ectocarpus siliculosus is the source of this 1080-nucleotide messenger RNA. The record is from the annotation of a GenBank genome assembly. NCBI's taxonomy places the organism in Eukaryota, Phaeophyceae, Ectocarpales, Ectocarpaceae.
UGAAGGCGUGAAGGCACGCCGUGUUUCAGGUACUCUCGGCUGGCAAUCUCUGCAAAAAGAGAGCACGUGUGUACGGCAGUAGAGCGGGCUUCCUUGAUUUCCUUCUCUUCGGCGACGAUGGCGCCUGCAAACGACCUCGUGGAUCGCUUGAGAUCCUCCAGCAAGUUGAGGCAACCAACCCCAACAGAGGCAGCGUGGUUUAGUCUCCAAGCCCGCGCGGGGAAGGAUAGUGCCCCAGCGGUCGAUUCAGCUGCUCGUGUAUCAGUGAGACCCAGAUGCGCGUCUCUGUCUCUCAUCCUCCGUGAGGUGGACGGCAAGGUGGAAAUGUUGGUGAUCAAGAGAGCCGUCAGUCUUAGAGACAAAUGGAGUGGACACAUCGCUCUGCCGGGAGGGAGACAAGAGCCAGGAGAGACUGAACUCCAGACGGCCGUGCGAGAAUGCCAAGAGGAGGUUGGGAUCUCCUUGAUGUCUAGUCGUUUCGCCCUUCUGGGGAGACUCAAGGACUCCAAGACAAGCACCAGCAAAGACGCGCUCACAGUGUCUUGUUUCGCGUUCGUGCAGACCGACAAGUCGGAUAUACCUGUCACCAUCCAGGAGGCAGAAGUGGCCUUCGCGUGGUGGGUGGACACAGCAAUCUUCUACCCCGACCCUGCCCCGCGAGAGGUUGGCUUCGCUGUCACCAGCAUGGUCAAGGCUGCGCGGAAGCCGCACUGGAAGGGGCUCAUGUGGUUGUUCGGGGCAAACACCGUCUUCUUCCCCUGCUUCUUCCUUCCUCCACCUUCGGUGUCGGGACGGAAGCAGUCUCUAGUUGACGACUCCACGAUUGACGUUCCAACCCCGGUGGCGUACCCCCUGGAUGCGAAAACGUUUGUAAUGUGGGGGCUGACGUUCGGUGUUGUUUCUGACCUCGUCGUGGCCGGUGGCGGGCGCGGGUUUGCCCACCGCCAACCUCCGUACUUCCGGUUCCACAGCGUCCGGGCGGACACACUUGCAAAUAUGUUCUGCCGGAUUCGGAGAUGGCCCUGGAAUCUCAGGCGGGCUCUUUCUUCUUCUCUUGCGACGCUGCGCCUUCGCCAAUGA